Molecule: messenger RNA, 2025 nt
Organism: Symbiodinium sp. CCMP2456
Lineage: Eukaryota; Dinophyceae; Suessiales; Symbiodiniaceae
Source: the annotation of a GenBank genome assembly
AUGGAAUUGGGUCCUGGUCCGGAAGACCUUGUAGAUCUGUCGCGUUGCCGAGGCAACCCGUGGUAUGCCAAUAUUCGCAUCAACGAGGAUGUGCUCGAUCUGUGCCAUGUACAUGAAUACCACCCGCACCUUCAGACUGUUUCCGUAGUAGCUGAGGAGUCGCCUAAUCGCUACAGCUCCGUCGUGGUUGCGGGGAACGGCAGGCAAGUAAUCGAUUUCAUUCGCCGCCAUGUGGGCCACGUCUACAUUCUAUCGCUCCUUGACGUUGCAAUCAUCUCAGGGGAUUUGCCCAAAGCCAGUGCUCUCUGCAGUAUCGGUGUGCAACAGCGAUGCGAGUUCUCUGCUUACCUUUUUUUCAACCCUCUGACUGGAGUCGCCGAUAGCAGGACUGCGAGGGCACUGGCCACAGCAGAAGCGGUGUGUGGACCUUUGUACAACAGGUUGCGAGCAAGCCCAGAGGUGCUACGCCGUGCCCUAACUGGCAAGGUGGACUCUGUUCCAGCUAUGCUAAUGGAGUCUGGGAUAAGUGUACCUCUCGAUUUGGGAAACGAUAUGUUUGCCAUGCGCAAGGUGGGAAUGCGAAACCAUUGGCACUUUCAUUUGAGGAUGGACUGCCUCCAGCGCCUUUUAGCUGCCGGUGUUGACCCUCGCCCAAUUGUCGUCAACCCUAUUCUUGCCUUGUGCCGUGCGGUCGAGCAGUACAAAUGUCUUGAAAUCCGGGCUUUCAUCAGGGGAAUCCUUGAAGACUUGGAGUAUGCCAUAGAAAGCGGGAGACUGACAUUCAGAAACGGGCGGACUUUGCUCGAAAUGUCCAUCCGCUGUGGACAGUUCGAUGCAACCAGGCUUCUGAUUCGCGCGGGCUGCGACGCCAGUUCGCUGUUGGCAAGUGAGUUGGAAGGACCCUUGUUUCGCAACAUACGGGAUGAGGAGAGAAAAUACCCCUGGCGCUACACCGGCGAUUGUUACGAUGUGACCAUCAACGGCGAUGUUGCAUCUGCAGAAGUGGCACGCGUGGCCUACCACCUUUGCAGGCAUCGGCAUCAAGUGGUUCUUGUUCAACUGACAGGUUGGUGGUCUCGCCACGGUGCAGGUGUGCAUGUUCUCUGGAGCAGGGUGAUUGAUCACAUUGCUUCCUUUGCUCUUGCGGUGCCUCCCCUGCCUGAGAUUAUGAACCUCCCCCGCCCCAUGGGAACACGCAACGCAGCCCGGCGUGCGGCCCGCCGUCGAGCCAAACUUGGCUACGGCGCCCUCAACGAAGGAGCUCCCGACUUCAAGCAUCCAGCUUCUGAGUCCUCUGACAAUGCGGUGCAGAAAGUCAUCGAAGAGGUCAUGCACGAUCCCAUGGAACAGCCGGCCACGAUUUCGGAGGGUGAGGCGAGUGCCACUUCGAGGGCUUUGUGGGAGGCUGCUGUGGAGAUGCGAGCCACGGAAACGAGGACAGAUGUCACGUUCAGCCUCGAGGAGGGGGAGUCUGCUUCGACAGCACGUGAGGAAGUCUACCUUGCCAAACUCAACCGGAUACCGAAGCAGCUCCGCAGUGCCUUCGCCGAUGGUCCAGCUCUUCGCCCCUGCCGCGACGCGCUCCAGGCGGAGGGACUCAGUUGGAAACUGAGCAGCGGCGCCAUGAUCUUCGUGAGCCCUUGGCAAUACACGGCGGCCAUCAUCGCUCUCAGCGAUCUUGAGUUGCACCCGGACCACCUGGUUUUCUCCCGUUCCAUGGAGUACUUGGUGGAGGAGGUGCUCCAGCAGCAUUCCACCUGGGUCAAAGAUCGAAGCGUCCUCGACAUCCAGGAAUUUCAGGCAACUUCCCGGCUUCACAAUUCUCAGCACCAGGAGGAGGAGAGCGAUAAGCCACGGGCCGAUCCAGGUGCCGGAGACAUCCCCUCCUGGCAACCCUUCAUGUUUGUAGAGAAGACCUUCGUUUGCCUGGCUCCUAUGAGAAGCACCGCACUCACCACGGCUUCCAGCACGGAUGUCCACCGGGAUGCCAACCCGCGACGCAGUGCAAUCCCGGAAUUCGAUUGA